Molecule: messenger RNA, 1650 nt
Organism: Cicer arietinum (chickpea)
Lineage: Eukaryota; Viridiplantae; Streptophyta; Magnoliopsida; Fabales; Fabaceae
Source: RefSeq, a predicted model, not a curated record
AGAAAAAGAAAAAGAAAAAGGAAUUAAAAAAAAAAGAGCUUUCUCUUGUCUCUCGCGCAGCUUCUCCGACCCUCGCCGCCGCAUAUCUCUCACGCUUGCGUGUCACCGUCUCUCUCACUCUCGUAUCACUCUUCCUCGCCGUCUCUCUCACACUAAAAUAUCUGCGACGCCGACAGGGACGGUUUGUGGGUGUGCGGCGGCAUCCCUGGCUAUUUUCUGUUCCCACAUUUCUAACCGCAAAACAUGCGCUCACCCUCUGCGAUGCUGAACUCAACCCUAGACUCAGAACCAUCGUCUCCUUCAACAACCAUCGAUUCCAAUCCUCAAAUCUCUUCUCCACUUCCCUCCUCAGUCCUCAGGUUAUGGAGACAAGCCGCGCAACGGAAUCUCAGAAACCAGUGGUCACAAUUGGCAUCGUUCAGGGAUCAAUGGUCCUCUAUUUCUUCCUCCGCAAGAUCUUACGCUAAUGCUCUCGUCAACUCUCAUCUUUCUCAAAGGUACAUGCCUAAUAUGAAGUUGGGUGUUUUGAGCGAUAUGCCUGAUAUAAGAAAGAGAGCUUGUUUCAAACUAUUCAAGCAGCAGGAACUUCAAAGGAGCCAAUUAUUGCUGUCUUAUAAGGACAUGGUGGCCGUUGUAAGUAAAAUGAUCAAUGUAAGCAGAUCAAUGAAGUGUUUUUUCAGAGGAUCAAACAAUAGUCCACUAUUACAAUUUUCCUACAACGCUGAAGAGCAGAGUGGCUCUGGAGAUAGUGGAGAUGGUGGUGGAAUUCCAGUAUUUGCAUUCUUCUCAAUCUCUUCACAUGAGAAAUUGGUGGAGGAGCUGGUUCAGAUGUUCAGAAUGGAAUUGUGUUUAAAGCGUCUACUUGUUCUUGAAUUUAUUUCCAUUGGUUAUGAUGCUUCAGAAGUAAACCAGUUGCAUUGGUCAGAUCAGCUUUAUGCUGAUGAAUUCAAAGAUUUGAGCGACUGCAAUAUGUACUGUGAGUUGAUUCAUGGACCCGUUCCACCAUGUUUGCGGGAUGGGAAAUCUGACAUGGGUGCUUUAAGAUUUGACAACCAACCCAACCCUGAGGUUUUACAGGUUUAUUUAACAUCAUGGCUUGCAGAGGUGAACAUAAACACUUUCAGGGUGAAUGAGAUAUUUGCAAUUGUUGGGGAGGAAAUGCAUGUUAGUAUAGGUUAAAUUUUGUGUCCUCUGCUAGUGAAGUCUGAUGAGCAUGUUGUUGGAGUAAGAUUGAGUGGUCAAACCUUUGAAGGCUCUUUUGAUGCAUUGUCAAGCUUGUCAUAUAAAAUAGAAUGGCAGGAGAAGUUCAUCGCUUGCUAUUACAGGCUUGCAAUAAAUGAUUACCAUGUCACGAAGAUUGGUAGUUUUAGGGUGAUAACAGUAACAUAUUGUAGGUAGAGGACAUGUUCUUCCUAUGUGGAUAAAUUUUGUUCCAAGGUAGACUUUAGCAAGAUCGGUGUCCGCAUGGAUACAUAACAUGCUCAACUAUAUUGCAUGUAUGUCAGAGGUUAAACUGCUUUGUUAUGCUGUAUUGACCUUGUGGAAAGAUUAUACUUUUUAUUUUUCAAGAAAACUAAUCCAUGAGACUGACUACUUCCACUGUUAAGUCAGAAUUGGUCAAUUUUAAGCCACUACAGAAUUUGGAUUCCC